GCGCUCAGCUCCGCCGACGUGCCCCCCCAGGUGUGCCCGACGGGGCUCGGGGAACGCGAGGACCAGGAGGCAGACACGGCCCAGACAUCCCACAAGUCCGGCGGCACUCCGAGGCCGCCCCCAGGCAGGGAAAGGGAGCCCCUGGACCCACGCUCCAGACCCCGCGAUGGCGGGAGAGGCCCGGGCGGGCGGGGACGCGGCGUUGCGCCGGCUCCUGAGGCUGCACCGCACUGAGAUCGCCGUGGCCGUGGACAGCGCCUUUCCGCUGCUGCACGCGCUAGCCGACCGCGACGUGGUUCCCGAGGACAAGUUCCAGGAGACGCUGCGUCUGAAGGAGAAGGAGGGCUGCCCACAGGCCUUCCACGCGCUCCUCUCCUGGCUCCUGACCCAAGACACAGCCGUCAUCCUGGACUUCUGGAGGGUUCUUUUCAAGGACUUCAACCUGGAGAGAUACGCCCGGCUACAGCCCAUCCUAGACAGUUUCCCUAAAGAUGUGGACCUCAGCCAGCCCCGGAAGGGGAGAAAGCCGUCGGUUGGCCCCAAGGCUGCAGUGCCCCUGCCCAGACCCCCCACCAAGAGGAAGGUCCUGGAGGAGCCUCGGACGCCCCCGGCAGCCCUGUCCCAUAGGGGUGCCCCCAGCCCAGGCUCUCAAGCGAAGGCCAAGCCCCACAAGAAGCCGGAGACCACCGCAGAGCCACAGCGCCUCCCGCUGGGGAAUGGAAUCCAGACCAUGUCUGCUUCGGUCCAGAGAGCUGUGGCUGUGUCCUCUGGGGACGUCCCAGGAGCCCGUGGGGCCGUGGAGGGCAUCCUCAUCCAGCAGGUGUUUGAGUCAGGUGGUGCCCAGAAGUGCAUCCAGGUUGGGGGUGUUUACACGCCCAGCAAGUUUGAAGACCCCGGUGCGGGGAAGAAUAAGGCCCGCAGUGGUGGUGGCCUGAAGACCGUGGUCCGAGCCAAGGGGACCCAGGCUGCUGCCCCUGCUGGAGGGGACCCGAGGGCAGGUCAGCAGGGCAGGGGCCCAGCCCCUCCUUCCCUCCCCAGCGAGCCCCACCUCCACCAGAAGAACGAGGAUGAGUGUGCAGUGUGCCAUGACGGCGGGGAGCUCAUCUGCUGUGACGGCUGCCCCCGGGCCUUCCACCUGGCCUGCCUGUCCCCACCGCUCCGACAGAUUCCCAGUGGGACCUGGAGGUGCUCCAGCUGCCUCCAGGGAGGAGUCCAGAGGGACCUGCCCCGGGCCGAGGAGCCGCGGCCCCAGGAGCUGCCUGCCGAGACCCCGGUCAUCCUGGGACUCAGUUCAGCAGGAGAGGAGGCGAGGGGACUGCCCAAGGAGACCCCAGCUGGAACACACACUGCUGUCACCUACAAGCACCUGCUGGCCCCACCUUCCGCGGCCCCCCUACCCGUGCUGGACCCCUCGGCCCUGCGCCCCCUACUAUGUGUGGGCCCCGAGGGGCAGCAGGGCCCCACGUCGGGCGCGCGGUGCGGAGUGUGCGGGGACGGCGCGGAUGCACUGCGUUGUGCGCACUGCGCCGCCGCCUUCCACUGGCGCUGCCACUUUCCCGGAGGGGCCAGGCCCGGGGCCGUCCUGCGCUGCAGAUCCUGCUCCGGAGACCCCGCCCCGACUCCAGCUCCGGCUCCAGGGGAGGGGGCGCCCGCCCCGAGCUCCGGGCGCCAGGCACCGGGACUCGCCAAGGCAGGGGACGAUUCUGGUCACGAGCCUGUUCUGCAACGGGAUGACCUGGAGUCCCUCCUGAGCGAGCACUCCUUUGAUGGCAUCCUACAAUGGGCCAUCCAGAGCAUGUCCCGCCCGCUGGCAGAGGCGCCCACCUUCCCCUCCUGAUCCAGGAGGGGCCACCACAGCGCAGGAGGAGGGGCUGAGUGAGAGCGGGCCCCACCCCCGUAUGGGUGGACCUGAGUGCUGUGCUUAUUGUGACUCUGCUCCGAGAGGGACAGGGGACACGCUCCCGCACCCCUGGAAGUGUCCAGGUUAGUGCCAAGAGGAACUGGAAAAUUCCAAGUGCUGGCAACACUGCCUUGUAAACACAGCCCGUCUGCGGUGACACGAGCCAUCAUGUGUGCUGAAAUUAAAGUCACUUUUGUGUGGUUUGA
Rhinolophus ferrumequinum (greater horseshoe bat) is the source of this 2106-nucleotide messenger RNA. It is a transcript of the gene AIRE, whose product is annotated as autoimmune regulator. Bases 167 to 1837 code for a protein of 556 amino acids. Lineage: Eukaryota; Metazoa; Chordata; Mammalia; Chiroptera; Rhinolophidae. The record is from RefSeq and is a predicted model, not a curated record. Gene Ontology annotation, biological process: regulation of transcription by RNA polymerase II; humoral immune response. The transcript has 14 exons. Gene Ontology annotation, cellular component: cytoplasm; nucleus. Gene Ontology annotation, molecular function: DNA-binding transcription factor activity, RNA polymerase II-specific; DNA binding; translation regulator activity.